AUGCAGCGCUAUGCUCGAUCGGUCAUCGUGACCGUGGCGACUCUGACACCGCUGACAGCUUUGGCUACCGGGGAAGCAGCUAAACACUACGAUGACAGCAACAAAGGCGUCUACGCUAAGCAGCAGCUACUGCGGUGGAGUCGGAGCUUUGCGGGCAAGAAAAUCGCGAGUCGCGAAUCUUCCGAGUCGGGAGCCGUUGACGCGUCCGCUUGGCUGGGCCCCGCACCGCCCAAGGUCCCGUACUUGCUCUCUAUAUCGACCGGUGAUGACCCUGCAGUGGUGCUGAACACACUGUUAGAAGGCGCCAAGGUGCUGGGGUCUUACGAGGAGCGAGCGUGCGAGACGCUCGCGCGAUUUACUAGACCAACUUCACCUUUUCAGCUCUGUAUACACAAAAUCGCGACUCGCUAUGUGACGAUGAAGAAAGUAUUCCAUGGAGAUCUUUCAAUGGGUUUUGGUACUGAAGCUGAUGAUGUUGCGAUGGAUGCGAUGGUACGGGCGUUGCGAGAUCUAAAGUGCAGUGAGGAAGUCGAUGAGAGCAGUAAAGAGCAGAGUGAUUGGAACGGCGCUGGAGAUAGAGAGCUUGCGCAAACCCGGCCUGCUUAUCCGGUGUUUUUGAUCGGAGACUUUGAUGCGCUGGGUGACCUUGAAGCCGAGCGGUGGCUUCGCUGGACGCAUCAAGUUUCGAGCGAAGGCUUAGCUCAUGUUGUGCUCUUAACUUUUGCACCCGUGACACCGUCCAAGGCGCAGUGGCUACAGACGCGGCAUAAAAACGGACUCUUUUCUGCUUUAGAUGGUUCCCAUGAUUUUGUUAGUAUUCUGCUUCGCAUUGCAAAUGGUCAAGUUGACUUCACCUCGGCAGAGGAAAAGCUUUGCAAAGUUGCGGAAAUGUACAAGCUAAGGUUGCUCUGUGACCCUACGACCACAUCCUGGAGUACGGAUCUUAUGAGCGACCAAAACAGUGGAGUUAUAAGCGAGAGUAACAAGUAUGGUGAUGAGAUCGAGAUCAUAUUGACGACGAGUGGGAACUGGUGGAGUGAUAUAAACGAGAUUUGUCGGCGUCUGAAAGAAAACAAUCUGAACGAUGUGACGCAUCCUGAUGCGCGUCUAGCGAUGAUCCAUGAAGUAUGCAACAGCUUUGUGAAAGACACAGAAAGUAGACUAUUGGAAGCAUUGCACUUGGAUAGAAGCCUCGAGCUUCCUCGUAAACUCCACACAAGCAAUGAGUCGGUGUUACCAGCAUCUGUUGGUCGUGCUUCCGACGUCACAGAAACAGAGAAAGUUUUAAGCGCAUUAGGGGCCUGGAAAUGCUUCGAAACACUUACAGGCGUGGUGCCAGUAAGUGGAGGAAGCUCUUUUGUUUGUUCGCCGCAGCAUCUUCUUGAUAGGAAAAGUAAGACGCCUCUCGAUUGUGUGAGCCCAAUAGAUGCCCUGCUGCCGUUUAACUACCGCGAAGGAGGUGAACGCAAGUUUUUGGAUCUGAUUGAUCACCAGCUGCUACUUUUGCGACCGAAAGAUGCUGUCGAGAUCGGAGUCAUUCCCUGCAAGAACGCUGCUUUGAUUGCCCCUUGUUGGAUCCAGACCCGCCCUGUCGUCAAAAAAAUCUUUGAGAAGAUACACAAGAGCGACAUGUUUUACAAAGUCAUAUUGGAGUUCGAUCGCCAUGCUGCAAACGUCGAGAUGCAAAACGAGAUCGAGCAGUACGAACGCGAGAUCGUUGAGCGGCGCAAAUUCUUCUUCGAGAGGAAGAGUGACUUUGCAGUUUUACAGUUUUCAAUGACUCCGGCGGAAAAGGCACAGCGCGAGGCUGAGCUUGCACUUCUUGACGUGGAACUCCAGGCAAAGGAUGUAUAUCUGAAGAAACUUCAGUCAUUACAAACACUGUGA
Messenger RNA from Peronospora matthiolae, 1887 nucleotides. The record is from the annotation of a GenBank genome assembly. NCBI's taxonomy places the organism in Eukaryota, Oomycota, Peronosporomycetes, Peronosporales, Peronosporaceae.